AUGGCUGGUGUCUGGAGACCGACGUUUGGUCUCACCAUGCGGCAGCUACAGCCCCAUAGGUUUUUGAUCCGUUUUUACAAUGAACUUGAUAUCGACCGCGUUCUUGCCGGUGGGCCAUGGACCUUUGGGCAAUGUCUGUUGGUUAUGCAGCGGUUGGAGCCAGGGGUUGAUCCUGAACUUGUGGUGUUGCAGCAGGCAGAAUUUUGGGUACAGAUUCACUCUUUACCCGUUGGUUUCCGGUCUGAAGUUGUGGUGUCUGUGAUAGGAUCGUUCCUGGGUACGAUGAUUUGUAUUGAUGAGAAGAAUUGGGAUGGGUCCAUGCGUUUGUUCUAUAGGGUUCGUGUGGCGAUAGAUGUUUCGAGGCCAUUGAAGAAACAUAUGAAGCUAAAAAAGGAUAAUGGCACGUGGGCGUUCAUUGAUUUUUGCUAUGAACGUCUUCCAAAAUUUUGCUUCAUGUGUGGGGUGAUCGGGCAUGGGGAUCAGUAUUGUCCGAAAAUUACUAACGUGCUUGACCGGAAAGCAGAAAAGCCCUUUGGGGCUUGGCUGGGUGUUGGAGGUAGACGAUCCAUGCCGUCAUCUGGCCAGCGUUGGGUUGCACCGGAAUCAAAUACUGAGAGGGAAGGAUGGAAGUCACCAGCUAUGGAAGUGGGUGUGGAUGUUACGCCAGCCGAGAAUGGAGAGAAAGGAAAACAACCGUUAGUUUUGUCUACUGCAUUGGUUUCCCAUUCUGAUGCACAUCAUUCUCAAAUACCAGCUGUGGUUUUGAGUGAGCAGAAACGCAAACGAAUAGAUGAGGGGGCGGUGGAGUAG
Messenger RNA from Ipomoea triloba (trilobed morning glory), 810 nucleotides. RefSeq lists its product as uncharacterized. The coding region runs from base 1 to 810 and encodes 269 amino acids. The transcript has a single exon. NCBI's taxonomy places the organism in Eukaryota, Viridiplantae, Streptophyta, Magnoliopsida, Solanales, Convolvulaceae. The record is from RefSeq and is a predicted model, not a curated record.